Messenger RNA from Kogia breviceps (pygmy sperm whale), 1427 nucleotides. RefSeq names its product dual specificity phosphatase 9 (gene DUSP9). Lineage: Eukaryota; Metazoa; Chordata; Mammalia; Artiodactyla; Physeteridae. Gene Ontology annotation, cellular component: cytoplasm; cytosol. Gene Ontology annotation, biological process: protein dephosphorylation; negative regulation of MAPK cascade. Gene Ontology annotation, molecular function: MAP kinase tyrosine phosphatase activity; MAP kinase tyrosine/serine/threonine phosphatase activity; protein tyrosine/threonine phosphatase activity. The record is from RefSeq and is a predicted model, not a curated record.
AUGGAGGGUCUGGGCCGCUCGUGCCUGUGGCUGCGCCGGGAGCUGUCGCCCCCGCGGCCGCGGCUGCUGCUCCUGGACUGCCGCAGCCGCGAGCUGUACGAGUCGGCGCGCAUCGGCGGGGCGCUGAGCGUGGCCCUGCCCGCGCUGCUGCUGCGCCGCCUGCGGCGGGGGAGCCUGUCGGUGCGCGCGCUCCUGCCUGGGCCGCCGCUGCAGCCGCCCCCGCCCGCCCCGGUGCUCCUGUACGACCAGGGCGGGGGCCGGCACCGGCGCGGGGAGGCCGAGGCCGAGGCCGAGGAGUGGGAGGCCGAGUCGGUGCUGGGCACCCUGCUCCAGAAGCUGCGGGAGGAAGGCUACCUGGCCUACUACCUACAGGGUGGCUUCAGCAGAUUCCAGGCCGAGUGCCCUCACCUAUGUGAGACCAGCCUUGACAGCCGUGGGGGCCCAAGCACAGCCCCGGUGCCCGGCCCAGUGGUGGGGCUCGGCGGCCUGUGCCUGGGCUCCGACUGCUCCGACGCGGAGUCCGAGCCCGACCGUGACUCCAUGAGCUGUGGCCUGGAUUCGGAGGGCGCCACGCCCCCCCCAGCGGGGCCGCUGCCGUCCUUCCCCGUCCAGAUCCUGCCCAACCUCUACCUGGGCAGUGCCCGGGAUUCGGCCAACGUGGAGAGCUUGGCCAAGCUGGGCAUCCGCUACAUCCUCAAUGUCACCCCAAACCUGCCUAACCUCUUCGAGAAGAACGGCGACUUUCACUACAAGCAGAUCCCCAUCUCGGACCACUGGAGCCAGAACUUGUCCCAGUUCUUUCCGGAGGCCAUCGCGUUCAUUGAUGAGGCCUUGUCCCAGAACUGCGGGGUGCUCGUUCACUGCCUGGCGGGCGUCAGCCGCUCCGUCACCGUCACCGUGGCCUACCUCAUGCAGAAGCUGCACCUCUCGCUCAACGACGCCUACGACCUGGUCAAGCGGAAGAAGUCCAACAUCUCGCCCAAUUUCAACUUCAUGGGGCAGCUGCUGGACUUCGAGCGCAGCCUGCGGCUGGAGGAGCGGCGUGCCCGGGAUGGGGGCAGCGGGGGCCACGAGUCGGCCGCCUCCGACCCGCCCUCCUUCUUCACCACGCCCACCAGCGACGGCGUCUUCGAGCUGGACGCCACAUAGGGCCCCGGGCCGCCCCCAGCGGGUGCGCGAGCCCAGCCACCCGCGUGCUGGGGCAGCGGCGAGGGGCUCGGCCUGGGGCGGGGGGAGCGCAAUACCUCAUGCGGAGCUGUGGGACCAGGCAGGAGCCGGGAGCCCCUCCAGGGUGGCGGUGGGGACAGGCCUGUCCUACCCACUUGCAACAUCCGCGGGAAUCCUAUUAAACGUGCCUAUGGGCCGGGCCUGGGGCCGCCGGCCUGGCCCGCGCUGCCCGUGGGCGGAACCCCGCUCCAGAACCUGCC